Messenger RNA from Cuscuta campestris, 2622 nucleotides. The record is from the annotation of a GenBank genome assembly. Lineage: Eukaryota; Viridiplantae; Streptophyta; Magnoliopsida; Solanales; Convolvulaceae.
GUACGGACAAAUGGCUCCGCUCAGCAAUGGCAAACCAAAGAUAAGAAAACAAUCCACCACUCGCUCCCUCCACUUCUUUUCUUCUACUCUCUCUCAGAAAAACUGAACGGGGGAAUGGUGCUGUCUUCCUGUUUACCCGCGAAUCGGACCUAUGCUCCGUCCUUCUCAACUACUCGGCGCUCUUCCUCUCUCAACUUUCUGCUCCCAAUUCUCUCUGCUCCCCCUUCCCUAAGGCCUUCAAGGCGACGGGAUAAACUUCUCUUGAGAAUCAAUGCGAGUGCAUCAACUUCCGACUCCGGAAAUGGAACCGCCGUCGCUCUUCCGGACAAGCCUCCCGCCCAUACAUUGUCUUACGGAAGGCGGCACUUCCCUUUAGCUGCCGUUGUCGGACAGGAUGUCAUUAAAACUGCUCUUCUACUGGGGGCCAUUGACCGUGAGAUUGGAGGAAUUGCAAUUUCUGGAAGACGUGGGACGGCAAAAACUGUGAUGGCUCGUGGUUUGAAUGCAAUUCUUCCUCCAAUUGAAAUAGUUAAAGGCUCAUUUGCGAAUGCCGAUCCUAACUGUCAUGAAGAGUGGGAAGAUGGACUUGCUGGUAGAGUGGAGUAUGAUUCUGCUGGAAAUAUCAAGACUGAGAUAGUUAAAUCACCAUUUAUUCAGAUUCCGCUCGGUGUUACAGAAGAUAGAUUGAUUGGAUCUGUUGAUGUCGAGGAGUCUGUGAAAUCUGGAACAACUGUUUUUCAACCUGGCCUUCUUGCUGAAGCUCAUCGAGGUGUUUUAUAUGUUGAUGAGAUCAAUCUACUGGAUGAAGGCAUUGGCAAUUUACUUCUGAAUGUGUUGACGGAGGGAGUUAACAUUGUAGAAAGAGAAGGUAUUAGCUUUCGACAUCCGUGCAAACCAUUGCUAAUAGCUACAUAUAACCCUGAGGAGGGUGCUGUCCGUGAGCAUUUAUUAGAUCGCAUUGCAAUUAAUUUGAGUGCAGAUCUUCCUAUGAGUUUUGAAAAUCGUGUUGCAGCAGUAGGCAUUGCGACACAGUUUCAAGAGCAUAGUGAUGAAGUUCUUAAAAUGGUGGACGAAGACACAGAUUUUGCAAAGACACAGAUAAUAUUAGCCAGGGAGUAUCUAAAGGAUGUUACAAUUGGCCGAGAACAGCUAAAGUACUUGGUUAUGGAAGCUUUACGUGGUGGUUGCCAGGGGCAUAGAGCUGAACUUUAUGCUGCUCGUGUAGCUAAAUGCUUAGCUGCCCUUGAGGGACGUGACAAAGUUAAUGUUGAUGACCUGAAGAAAGCUGUAGAACUGGUCAUAAUUCCACGCACAAUUAUUAGUGAAAACCCACCUGAGCAGCAGAACCAACAAUCGCCUCCACCACCACCUCCUCCUCCACAAAACCAAGAUUCUUCUGAAGAGAAGAAUGAAGAGGAAGAAGAUCAAGAGGAAAACAAAGAUGAGGAAAAUGAGCAACAACAAGAACAAAUACCUGAAGAGUUCAUCUUUGAUGCAGAAGGUGGUUUGGUGGAUGAGAAGCUUCUGUUCUUUGCACAACAGGCACAGAGGCGUAAAGGAAAAGCUGGCCGUGCAAAGAAUGUUAUUUUCUCUGAAGAUAGAGGACGAUAUAUUAAGCCAAUGCUUCCUAAGGGUCCCGUUAAAAGAUUAGCUGUUGAUGCAACUCUAAGAGCAGCUGCACCAUAUCAGAAGCUACGUAGAGAGAAGGACCUUCAAAAAAGUAGAAAAGUUUUUGUGGAGAAAACUGACAUGAGAGCCAAAAGAAUGGCACGCAAAGCAGGAGCCUUGGUGAUAUUUGUCGUAGAUGCAAGCGGAAGUAUGGCGUUGAACAGGAUGCAGAAUGCAAAGGGAGCAGCAUUAAAACUACUCGCUGAAAGUUAUACAAGUAGAGAUCAGGUUUGCAUCAUUCCAUUCAGAGGAGAUGCUGCCGAAGUUCUAUUGCCUCCUUCAAGGUCAAUCUCAAUGGCAAGAAAGCGUCUUGAGAGACUUCCGUGUGGUGGGGGUUCUCCUCUUGCUCAUGGACUCACCACGGCAGUUAGAGUUGGGAUGAAUGCAGAGAAGAGUGGUGACGUUGGACGCAUAAUGAUUGUUGCAAUCACUGACGGUAGAGCUAACAUAUCCCUAAAAAGAUCUACCGAUCCAACCUCUUCUGGUGCACCCAGACCCUCUGCUCAAGAACUGAAGGAUGAGAUUCUUGAGGUGGCUGGCAAAAUAUACAAAGCUGGGAUGUCCCUCCUCGUUAUUGACACAGAGAACAAAUUUGUGUCCACUGGCUUUGCUAAAGAAAUUGCCAAAGUUUCUCAAGGGAAGUAUUAUUAUUUGCCAAAUGCUUCAGAUGCGGUUAUCUCUGCCACAACAAAGGAGGCAUUGUCUGUUCUAAAGAGCUCCUCCUAGUCGUGUUACUCAAUCUUCACUCGGAAGUGACAACUUUGGUUGAGUAUCAAUGUCAAGGACGUGAAAACUUUGCCCGUGUUUCAUUCCUUGUAGAAACCAUAAAAUUUCAAUUCAAUGUGAACAAAAAAAAUGAAAAAAAAGCUUUAGUGAAUUGUUGUAUACCAUUAAUUGUUGUAUAUAUCAGUUCAACUUAUUUAGAGAAUAAUUUAAAAAAGCUUCUAAUUAUUA